Molecule: messenger RNA, 1173 nt
Organism: Fusarium falciforme
Lineage: Eukaryota; Fungi; Ascomycota; Sordariomycetes; Hypocreales; Nectriaceae
Product: Non-specific serine/threonine protein kinase
Exons: 3
Coding region: 1-1173 (390 amino acids)
Biological process (GO): signal transduction; peptidyl-serine phosphorylation; endocytosis
Cellular component (GO): cytoplasm; nucleus
Molecular function (GO): protein serine/threonine kinase activity; ATP binding
Source: RefSeq, a predicted model, not a curated record
AUGACGACCAUGGAUCUUCGUGUCGGUAACAAGUACCGCAUCGGUCGAAAGAUCGGUUCCGGUUCUUUCGGUGACAUUUACCUGGGCACUAACAUUAUCUCCGGUGAGGAGAUUGCUAUCAAGCUCGAGUCCGUCAAGGCCAAGCACCCUCAGCUCGAGUACGAGGCCCGCGUCUACAAGUCCCUGGCUGGUGGUGUCGGCAUUCCCUUCGUUCGCUGGUUCGGAACUGAGUGCGACUACAAUGCCAUGGUUCUUGACCUUCUCGGCCCCAGCUUGGAGGAUCUCUUCAACUUCUGUAACCGAAAGUUCUCCCUCAAGACCGUUCUCCUUCUUGCCGACCAGCUCAUCUCCCGAAUCGAGUACAUCCACGCCAAGUCCUUCAUUCACCGAGAUAUCAAGCCCGACAACUUCCUCAUGGGCAUUGGCAAGCGUGGCAACCAGGUCAACGUUAUCGACUUCGGUCUGGCCAAGAAGUACCGAGACCCCAAGACUCACUUCCACAUUCCUUACAGAGAGAACAAGAACCUUACUGGUACUGCCCGUUAUGCUUCCAUCAACACUCACCUGGGUGUCGAGCAGUCGCGACGUGACGACAUGGAGUCUCUCGGCUAUGUCAUGCUCUACUUCUGCCGCGGCUCUCUCCCCUGGCAAGGCCUUAAGGCUGCUACCAAGAAGCAGAAGUACGACCGCAUCAUGGAGAAGAAGAUGACCACCCCCACCGAGGUCCUUUGCCGUGGCUUCCCCAACGAGUUCGCCAUCUACCUCAACUACACUCGAUCUCUUCGCUUCGAUGACAAGCCCGACUACAGCUACCUCCGCAAGAUCUUCCGUGAUCUCUUUGUCCGUGAGGGUUUCCAGUACGACUACGUCUUCGACUGGACCGUCUACAAGUACCAGAAGAACGCCCAGGCUAUUGCCCAGGCUGCUGGUCAGGCCAACCCCGACGAUGAGGAGAAGGCCCGCGCCAGCCGCACCAACGCGGCUACUGCUGGCCAGUCGGCUGCCAAGCCCAACGCCAUCCCCAGCACCCGACGCAAGAUGCUCGAGCGGGGCGCUGGCGCUGGCGGCGUCGAUACUCCCGACACCAACCGUGCCAUCGGUGGAAGCGACAGGAUGCUUCGCUCAGCUUCAAAGGGAGCGGGAUAUGCCUCGGGCAGCUAUCGACCGAAAUGA